Messenger RNA from Impatiens glandulifera, 1290 nucleotides. Its product is annotated as serine/threonine-protein kinase OXI1-like. Gene Ontology annotation, molecular function: protein serine/threonine kinase activity; ATP binding. Gene Ontology annotation, biological process: protein phosphorylation. The transcript is spliced from 2 exons. Gene Ontology annotation, cellular component: nucleus; plasma membrane; cytoplasm. The record is from RefSeq and is a predicted model, not a curated record. Lineage: Eukaryota; Viridiplantae; Streptophyta; Magnoliopsida; Ericales; Balsaminaceae. The coding region runs from base 21 to 1238 and encodes 405 amino acids.
ACCAAGAAACAAGAACGGCCAUGGAAGAUAACUACGGAAUUCCAAUUCUAGACAUAAAAGUUCAUAAAGUCAUUUCACCACUCGGCCGUGGAGCCAAGGGUGUGGUAUUCUUGCUUCAUACCAAAACCGAAUCUCCAAAAGAACAGUUUCUAGCUCUAAAAGUGGUUUCCAAAUCAUCGAUAGAAGAAGAUAAUGCAUCAAGAAGACGAUACAAUAAAGAAUAUAAAACAAUUCACCUGGAGAAAGAGAUCUUGAGUAGUCUUCAUCAUCCACUUUUGCCAAAGCUUCAAGGACUAGUUGAAACCGAAAGGAUCAUCGGUUAUGCUAUCGAUUAUUGCCCUGGAGGCAACCUGCAUUCCCUGAGAAAGAAACAAACAGAGAAAAUGUUCUCUGAUAACAUCAUCAGAUUCUACGCUGCUGAAUUGGUCCUAGCAUUGGAAUAUUUACACGGAUUAGGAUUUGUAUACAGAGAUUUAAAGCCGGAAAACAUAAUGAUCCAAGAAAACGGCCAUCUAAUGCUAAUCGAUUUCGAUCUAUCAACAAAACUCCCUGUAAAACCUCCACAAUCAAUCCGUCAUACAACGAAACAAUCUGCGCCGGAAACUAACAAGAAGAAGAAACAGUUAUUCCGAUUUCAGAAAUAUCGCAACUCCGGCAUAUCGCCAGAAGACGAUUCAACAACAACAAUAACCGUACCUGAACUCGCUUCCAUCCCUACGAAAUCAAACUCGUUCGUCGGCACGGAGGAGUAUAUUGCGCCGGAAAUCAUACAAGGAAACGGCCAUGAUUUCGCCGUCGACUGGUGGUGUUUAGGUAUUGUUCUAUAUGAAAUGUUAUACGGUAUAACUCCUUUUAAAGGAACAAACAGAAAGGAUACCUUUAACAGAAUACUUCAUAAAUCGCCAUGUCUAGUCGGAGAGACGACGUUUCUACGAGAUCUGAUCGAGAAACUUCUCGAGAAGGAUCCGAUGAAGAGGUUAGGGAUUGAGGAGAUUAAACGCCAUGAUUUCUUUAAAGGUGUUGAUUGGGAAUUGAUCGGGAAGAUUUCUAGACCGCCGUAUUUGCCGAUUGAAGAAGAGGAGAUGAAAGAGAAUGGAGAAAUUGAUGUGGAGAGAUUUGUGCAGAGAGUGUUUGAAGAAGAAGAGAUGAAAGAAAAGGAAAGGACGGUUAUUGAUCAUAAGAAGAAUGUUCAGGAGCUAAAUCAACUUUAUGAACCUAAUCCUUUUCUUGUGUUUUAAUAACAAUUUUGUUUAGUUUAAAAUGAAAUAUAUAAAUAGUAUGAUAAAAAAA